AUGUCAGUCACGGCCAGCAUGGAGUCCGGGCCCUCCAUCGGGGUCACUGCAGGGCCUGCCAGUGACCUUGGCGAGAUCCACAACUGGACUGACCUGCUCUACUUCUUCAACCACACUCUGCCCGAGUGCCACGUGGAGCUCAGCGAGAGCACCAAGCGAGUGGCCCUCUUUGUCCUCUACCUGGCCAUCUUCGUGGUCGGGCUGGUGGAGAACCUCCUGGUGAUCUGUGUCAACUGGCGCUGCUCGGGCCGGGCGGGGCUGCUGAGCCUCUACGUCCUCAACAUGGCCAUAGCGGACCUGGGCAUCGUCCUGUCCCUGCCCGUGUGGAUGCUGGAGGUCAUGCUGGACUACACCUGGCUCUGGGGCAGCUUCUCCUGCCGCUUCACCCACUACUUCUACUUUGCCAACAUGUACAGCAGCAUCUUCUUCCUGGUGUGCCUCAGCAUCGACCGCUACGUCACCCUCACCGGCGCCUCUCCCGCCUGGCAGCGCCACCAGCACCGAGUGCGCCGGGCGGUGUGCGCGGGCGUCUGGGUGCUCUCGGCCAUCAUUCCGCUGCCCGAGGUGGUCCACAUGGAGCUGGUGGAGAGCUCCGAGCCCAUGUGCGUCUUCAUGGCACCUUUUGAAAACUACAGCACCUGGGCCCUGGCGGUGACCCUGUCCACCACCGUCCUGGGCUUCCUGCUGCCCUUCCCUCUCAUCACAGUCUUCAAUGUGCUGACGGCCUGGCGGCUUAAACGGGCAGGACGGCCUGAGAGCCGGCGCCACUGCCUGCUGGUGUGCGCCUACAUAGCCGUCUUUGCUGUCUGCUGGCUGCCCUACCAUGUGAGCCUGCUGCUGCUCUCACUGACACCCGACAUCUACCUCCACUGCUACCUGGCCCACCUGCUCUUCUUCUUCUAUGACAUCAUCGACUGCUUCUCCAUGCUCCACUGCGUCGUCAACCCCAUCCUUUAUAACUUCCUCAGCCCCGGCUUCCGGGGCCGGCUGCUGAGUGCUGUGGUCCAUUACCUUCCCAAGGCCCAGCCCAGGGCGGGCAGACGUGCCUCGUCUUCCUCCUCCUCCACGCAGCAUUCCAUCAUCAUCACCAUGGAGGGCACCGAGCCCACUGCAGCGGGCCCCCACCACCCCGGCCUGCACUUCCAGGCACCAGAUACCUCACCCACCUCCGCUCCUCAGUCUCUUACAGACCGCUGA
Molecule: messenger RNA, 1197 nt
Organism: Eptesicus fuscus (big brown bat)
Lineage: Eukaryota; Metazoa; Chordata; Mammalia; Chiroptera; Vespertilionidae
Gene: ACKR5
Product: G protein-coupled receptor 182
Exons: 1
Coding region: 1-1197 (398 amino acids)
Biological process (GO): G protein-coupled receptor signaling pathway
Cellular component (GO): membrane
Molecular function (GO): G protein-coupled receptor activity
Source: RefSeq, a predicted model, not a curated record